AUGAACUCAAAGACCCAAGGAAUCAGUAUUGCAAUCGAUCGGGGCGGAACCUUUACAGACUGCGUGGGCAAUCCAGGAACAGGAUGCCUUGAAGAUGAUAUUGUGAUCAAAUUGCUUUCUGAGGAUCCGGCCAACUACGAAGAUGCACCUUUGGAGGGUAUCCGACGUAUCCUUUCCAGAUUCACAGACCGUGACAUCCCCCGCGGAGAGCCUAUAGAUACUUCUUUGAUCCAAAGUAUCCGGAUGGGCACAACUGUGGCAACCAACGCGUUGCUGGAACGAAAAGGAGAGAAGAUUGCACUUGUGGUCACUAAGGGUUUCAAGGACUGUCUUUUGAUUGGGAAUCAGUCCCGCCCUAAAAUCUUCGACCUAGCCAUCAAACGUCCCGAUGUGCUAUAUGGGGAAGUGAUUGAAGUGGAUGAAAGGGUCACUUUGGAGGACUACGCAGAAGAUCCACAACGGAAUACCACUGCCACUGUCCCCCGGGAGCAGACUGCUCCAGAGGCUGACGUCGUUCGUGGCCUUUCUUCUGAAGCAAUUCGUAUCCUAAAACGCCCAUCCGAGAGCUCCGUGAGGUCACAGCUACAGAAGGUAUACGACAGUGGAAUCCGAAGCAUAGCCGUAUGUUUUGUUCAUGGAUACACAUUUCCAGAUCACGAGGCACUGGUGGGAAGAGUCGCCAGCGAAAUCGGCUUUCAACAUGUCAGUUUGAGUCACCAGCUCAUGCCUAUGAUUAAACUCGUGCCACGUACUACUUCAGCAUGCGCAGAUGCAUACCUGACCCCGGUUAUCAAGAAGUAUAUUUCGGGGUUCCAAGCUGGAUUCGAGGGUGGACUAGGCAGUGAAAGUGUCAAACAAGAAGCAGGCACCAAAGGCGCACGCUGUGAAUUCAUGCAAUCGGACGGGGGCUUAGUGGAUGUGGACCAGUUUUCAGGCUUACGAGCAAUUCUUUCUGGCCCUGCUGGUGGAGUGGUUGGCUAUGCGUUGACUUCGUAUGAUCCUCUGUCGAAGAUCCCAGUGAUCGGCUUCGAUAUGGGAGGGACAAGCACCGACGUCAGCAGGUAUGGGUCUGGCCGAUAUGAACACGUGUUUGAGACAACGACUGCUGGUGUGACUAUUCAGUCUCCUCAAUUGGACAUCAACACUGUGGCUGCAGGCGGUGGCUCAAGGUUAUUCUACCGCAAUGGACUAUUUGUCGUGGGACCUGAGUCCGCCGGUGCUCAUCCAGGGCCCGCGUGCUAUCGCAAAGAUGGCCCUUUGACGGUCACUGAUGCCAACCUCUUUCUUGGGCGAUUGGUUCCCGACUUUUUUCCAAGUAUAUUUGGUCCCAAGGAAGACCAGGGAUUGGAUGAGGAUGCAAGCCGGCGCCUCUUUGAAAAACUCGCCAAGGAUAUCAACGAAGAAUUGACCAAGGGAGGCCAAAGCAGAGACAUGACUCCCGACGAGGUUGCAUUUGGAUUCAUCAAAGUCGCCAAUGAGACAAUGACCCGACCAAUUCGGUCCUUGACUGAGGCCAAGGGACACGAUACUUCAAAACAUAGGCUGGCCACCUUCGGAGGAGCUGGGGGACAGCAUGCCGUUGCUAUCGCUGAAAGCCUAGGGAUUCGGCAGAUUUUGAUCCAUCGGCACUCAUCGGUGCUUUCGGCAUACGGAAUGGCUUUGGCAGAUGUCGUUGAUGAAAAUCAAGAACCAGAAUCCAAGGUGUGGGGGAAUGAGAUUCGACACGAACUUGAGUUGAGAAUACAAGAGCUCAAAAAGCGAUCUGCACACAGGUUGGAAAACCAGGGCUUUGAUGAACAUUCGAUUGUAUUUGAAGAAUAUCUCAACAUGCGAUAUCGAGGCACCGAAUCCGCUUUGAUGAUACUGAAACCCAGCAAGGAAGAGGCAUUUUCUGACGAAUGGGCGUUUGGUGAGGCAUUCGUGAGGCAACAUGAUCAAGAGUUUGGCUUUACUCUUCCAGGUCGAGAUAUUAUUGUGGACGACGUGCGGGUGCGAGGUAUCGGGAAAGGCUUCAAAGCAUCCGAGAAGACUGUGGACCAGCAGAUCGAAGAAUCCAGUCCAAAGGAUGUCUCAAGUGGGGAGUAUCGCAAGUCCCUGGUGUAUUUUGAGGGUGGUAGGCUUGAAACCCCCAUCUAUGAACUUGAUGGCUUAGAAGUCGGUGAUCGGGUGAGAGGCCCAGCAAUUCUGGCCGAUGGCACCCAGACUAUCGUAGUGACACCUGGAGCCUCGGCGCUCUUGACGAAGACUCACGUUGUUAUCAACAUCGGCGAAUCUGAUUACAGCAAUCCCAAGACGAGCACCGAGGAAGUCAAUCCGAUACUUCUGAGUGUUUUCUCGCACAGGUUCAUGGCCAUUGCAGAGCAAAUGGGACGAGCAUUGCAGAAGACAAGCGUCAGCACCAAUGUCAAGGAGAGACUGGACUAUUCUUGCGCAUUGUUCGAUGCAGAAGGCGGACUUGUCGCGAAUGCACCACAUCUGCCCGUCCAUCUCGGAAGCAUGUCGACCUGUGUACGAAUGCAGGCCCAGAUCUGGCAGGAUAACCUGAAGCCUGGCGACGUUAUUGUGUCGAAUCACCCUGAAUAUGGUGGAACCCAUCUUCCAGAUAUCACCGUUAUUCAACCAGCAUUUAGCCAGGGAAAGAUCAUCUUUUAUGUUGCUUCCAGGGCACAUCAUGCGGAUAUUGGGGGGAUCCUCCCAGGCUCCAUGCCGCCUCAUUCAAAGGAGCUAUAUCAAGAGGGCGCAACCAUCAAGAGUGAAAAGCUGGUAUCAGAAGGCAAGUUCAACGAGGAACGGAUCACAGAAUUGCUGUACACAAAGCCAGCUCAAUACCCCAACUGCAGUGGAACUCGUUGUCUGGCAGAUAACCUGAACGACCUCAAGGCUCAAAUCGCUGCGAACAAGAAAGGCAUCAACUUGAUUGGCGCUUUAAUUGAGGAAUACGGCGAGGACGUUGUGCAAUUCUAUAUGCAUCAAAUCCAGGAGAACGCAGAACUCAGCGUUCGUAAUUUGCUGAAAGAAGCCAGCAAAAGAUUUGCUGGACAAGACUUGAGUGCCAUUGAUUAUAUGGAUGACGGAAGCCCGAUUCAGUUAAAGAUCUCUAUAGACGCGGGCAAGGGCGAGGCCAUUUUUGAUUUUGAGGGAACAGGACCACAAGUUUAUGGCAAUGUUAAUGCACCGGAGGCUGUCACAUAUUCCGCAAUAAUCUAUUGCUUGCGAUGCCUGAUUUCUGCAGACAUCCCGCUGAACCAAGGCUGCUUGAAGCCGAUUGACGUACGAAUACCCCCGGGAAGUAUUUUGUCCCCCUCGGAAACUGCAGCCGUCGUUGGUGGCAACGUACUAACGAGUCAACGGGUGACGGACGUCAUUUUAAGAUGCUUCAAAGCUUGUGCUGCCUCGCAGGGUGAUACCAACAACCUCACGUUCGGUUUUGGGGGAAAUCAGCUUGGCGAGACUGAAAUGAAGGGAUUUGGCUAUUAUGAGACCAUCGCAGGUGGUAGCGGAGCUGGCCCGACAUGGGAGGGCACCUCGGGGGUUCAUACACACAUGACCAACACCCGAAUCACUGAUGCGGAAGUAUUUGAGCGGCGAUAUCCAGUCAUACUUCGAGAGUUUUGCUGCAGACCAAACUCAGGAGGCAAUGGUCAGCACCGCGGAGGAGAUGGUGUCGUGCGAGAUAUUGAAUUUCGGAUUCCCGUGCAGGUCUCCAUUCUUUCCGAGCGGAGAGUCUAUCAUCCCUAUGGACUAGAGGGGGGAGAGGACGCGGAGUGUGGUCAAAACCUCUGGGUUCGUCCAGUGCAGAGAACAGAUGGAAGCUGGGACGAAACAUAUAUCAACCUGGGUGCCAAAAACUCCGCUCAGAUGCAAGCAGGGGAGCGAAUUAUUGUUCGCACCCCUGGGGGAGGAGGAUGGGGUCUACCCAGUAAUAAAAGCCAAAUCCUUCGGCAGGAAGAUGCUCGUCAUGCUUGGCGAGGUGGUUCUAUCGCCAACCGUGUGGCGACGGAGGAGGCGAGUAUCUAG
This is a messenger RNA of Penicillium canescens, 4017 nucleotides long. RefSeq lists its product as uncharacterized. Gene Ontology annotation, molecular function: 5-oxoprolinase (ATP-hydrolyzing) activity. The coding region runs from base 1 to 4017 and encodes 1338 amino acids. Gene Ontology annotation, biological process: glutathione metabolic process. NCBI's taxonomy places the organism in Eukaryota, Fungi, Ascomycota, Eurotiomycetes, Eurotiales, Aspergillaceae. The record is from RefSeq and is a predicted model, not a curated record. Gene Ontology annotation, cellular component: cytosol. The transcript has 5 exons.